This is a messenger RNA of Suillus clintonianus, 533 nucleotides long. RefSeq lists its product as uncharacterized. The transcript is spliced from 4 exons. Lineage: Eukaryota; Fungi; Basidiomycota; Agaricomycetes; Boletales; Suillaceae. The record is from RefSeq and is a predicted model, not a curated record. Bases 122 to 430 code for a protein of 102 amino acids.
UACCCCGCCUACAGAGGAGUAUAAGUAGGACGUGGUGGUGAACAAUCCAUCCUACCAACAUCCCACAACCCACUUCACUACUUUCCAUCAACGAACUAUCACUCAUACUCUCAUCAUAAAUAUGUCUGCCCCAGAGCCAAGUAAGACCACUGGUCAAUUCCACUCCGUCAAGGGUACCGCCGUCGAGACAAUCGGCGACCUGACUGGCAUGCAAUCCUGGUCGCAGGCGGGCAAAGAGGAGCAUGUUAAGGGGGAGGGCGAGUACAAGGCUGCCCAAGCUAAAGGAUACGCAGAGGGCGUUUCUGACAGGGCUACCGGUUACAAGGACUCGGUUGUCGGCGCUGUGACUGGCGAUAAAACCCAGCAGGCAACUGGGAACGCCAAGAACGAGAAGGGUCAGACGCAACAGGAGAUCAACAAACCUGCAUGAUUUAUCCUCUGUCAUCCGCAUGUCUUGUAAAUAUUGUACCUUCUCGACUUUGGAAUGUAUCUUAAUAUCAAAGUUUAUCGAUUUCACGGUUUUAUUCCUUUUC